This is a messenger RNA of Epinephelus fuscoguttatus (brown-marbled grouper), 4691 nucleotides long. RefSeq names its product NACHT, LRR and PYD domains-containing protein 12-like. Lineage: Eukaryota; Metazoa; Chordata; Actinopteri; Perciformes; Serranidae. Bases 271 to 3288 code for a protein of 1005 amino acids. Gene Ontology annotation, molecular function: protein binding. The record is from RefSeq and is a predicted model, not a curated record. The transcript is spliced from 8 exons.
UGACCUCGACUGACAGAGAAACACACUCACAUCUUCUUUGACUGCAGCGACUGGACUGGACCCUGAUGAGGUGUGUGUGAACAGACGGACUUCCUUCCCUCAGGCGCAGAACGUACGUGCUACUUGGCCGUCGGAUGUAGUCCGUGUAGUGUGUUCAAAUGCAACUGACACAGGGCGACGUGAGGCGACGUAGACGACGCAACAGUUGGCUUUCAUCGCUGCUAGUUCUUUGAUGUCAGUUUGGUGUGUCCGCACCUUAAGGUAGCACAGAUGGAGAUGGAUAAACAGGUCCUCUUAAACAUUUUGAAUCAUUUAAAUGCAAAAGACUUUGAAACCUUCAAGUGGUACCUGCAGGGGGCUCUGAAAGAUGUCCCAGCAAUCCCAACCUUUCAACUGGAGCAUGCCAAGAGGACAGAUACAGUGGAUCUGAUGGUGCACACCUACACAAAGGACACAACUCAAGUGGCCAGAAGGGUUUUGCAGAGGUUGCAAAGGAAUGAUCUGGUGGGGAAUUUGUUGCACACUACUUCAGGAUCUACAGAGAUUAUUGGCAACUGUCAGCAAAAAGUCAAAUCCAACCUGAAGAAGAAGUUUCAGUGUUUAUUCGAGACAAUCACAAAAGCAGGAAAUGCCAAACUUUUAAAUGAGAUCUACACCGAGCUCUACAUCACAGAGGGAGGGACUGCAGGGGUCAAUGAUGAACAUGAGGUCAGACAGAUUGAAACAGCAUCCAGGAAACCAGCAACACCAGAAGCAACCAUCAGACAAGAAGACAUCUUUAAAGCCUCACCUGGAAGAGUUGAACCAAUCAGAACAGUGAUGACAAAGGGAGUGGCUGGCAUUGGGAAAACAGUCUUAACACAGAAGUUCACUCUGGACUGGGCUGAAGACAAAGCCAACCAGGACAUACAGUUCACAUUUCCAUUCACUUUCAGAGAGCUGAAUGUGCUGAAAGAGAAAAAGUACAGCUUGGUGGAACUUGUUCAUCACUUCUUUACUGAAACCAAAGAAGCAGGAAUCUGCAGGUUUGAAGAGUUCCAGGUUGUGUUCAUCUUUGACGGUCUGGAUGAGUGUCGACUUCCUCUGGACUUCCGCAACAAUGAGAUCCUGACUGAUGUUACAGAGUCCACCUCAGUGGAUGUGCUGCUGACAAACCUCAUCAGGGGGAAACUGCUUCCCUCUGCUCGCCUCUGGAUAACCACACGACCUGCAGCAGCCAAUCAGAUCCCUCCUGACUGUGUUGACAUGGUGACAGAGAUCAGAGGGUUCACUGACCCACAGAAGGAGGAGUACUUCAGGAAGAGAUUCAGAAAGAAGCAGGCCAGCAGAAUCAUCUCCCACAUCAAGACAUCACGAAGCCUCCACAUCAUGUGCCACAUCCCAGUCUUCUGCUGGAUCACUGCUACAAUUCUGGAGGAUGUGAUGAAGAGCAGAGAGGAAGGAGAGCUGCCCAAGACCCUGACUGAGAUGUACAUCCACUUCCUGGUGGUUCAGACCAAACUGAAGAACGUCAAGUAUCAUGGAAGGUCUGAGACAGAUCAUCACUGGAGUCCAGAGAGCAGGAAGAUGAUUGAGUCUCUGGGAAAACUGGCUUUUGAUCAGCUGCAGAAAGGCAACCUGAUCUUCUAUGAAUCAGACCUGACAGAGUGUGACAUCGAUAUCAGAGCAGCCUCAGUGUACUCAGGAGUGUUCACACAGAUCUUUAAAGAGGAGAGAGGACUGUACCAGGACAAGGUGUUCUGCUUCGUCCAUCUGAGUGUUCAGGAGUUUCUGGCUGCUCUUCAUGUCCAUCUGACCUUCAUCAACUCUGGAGCCAAUCUGAUGGCAGAAGAACAAUCAUGGAUGACUGGAGUUUGGACCUCUCUGUGGUCUAAAGUAGUUGGAGAAGGCUCUAAACCUAAACAAAUACACCUCUACCAGAGUGCUGUGGACAAGGCCUUACAGAGUCCAAAUGGACACCUGGACUUGUUCCUCCGCUUCCUCCUGGGUCUGUCACUGCAGACCAAUCAGACUCUCCUACGAGGCCUGCUGACACAGACAGGAAGUAGCUCAGAAACUAAUCACAAAACAGUUGAGCACAUCAAGGAGAAGAUCAGUGAAAAUUUGUCUCCAGAGAGAAGCAUCAACCUGUUCCACUGUCUGAAUGAAGUGAAUGAUCGUUCUCUAGUGAAGGAGAUCCAACAGUACCUGAGUUCAGGACGUCUCUCCACAGAUAAACUGUCUCCUGCUCAGUGGUCAGCUCUGGGCUUCAUCUUACUGUCAUCAGAAGAAGAUCUGGACGUGUUUGACCUGAAGAAAUACUCUGCUUCAGAGGAGGCUCUUCUGAGGCUGCUGCCAGUGGUCAAAGCCUCCAACAAAGCUCUGCUGAGUGGCUGUAACCUUUCUGGGAGAAGCUGUGAAGCUCUGUCCUCAGUUCUCAGCUCCCAGUCCUCUCGUCUGAGAGAGCUGGACCUGAGUAACAACGACCUGUGGGAUUCAGGAGUGAAGAUGCUAUCUGCUGGAUUGGCAAGUCCAUAUUGUACACUGGAAACUCUCAGGCUGUCCGGCUGUCUGAUCACAGAGAAAGGCUGUGUUGCUCUGGCCUCGGCUCUGAGCUCCAACCCCUCCCAUCUGAGGGAGCUGGACCUGAGCUACAAUCAUCCAGGAGACUCAGUGACUUGGAUGCCAACACUGGAAAAGCUGCAUAUCUGUACAGACCAUGGUGGAGAGCAGAAACUGAAACCUGGCAUGAGGAAAUAUGCCUGUGAACUCACACUGGUCCCAAACACGGCACACAGAAACCUCAAACUGUCCGACACCAAGAAGAAGGUGACGAGGGUGAGGAAGGAGCAGAAAUAUGCUGAUCAUCAGGAGAGAUUUGACCACUGGCCUCAGCUGCUGUGUAGAAAUGGUCUGACUGGUCGCUGUUACUGGGAGGUGGAGUGGGAGGGAGCAGUUCAUAUCGCAGUGACUUACAGAGGGAUCAGAAGGAGAGGAGAUGGAUAUGACAGCAGGUUUGGAGGCAAUGAUCAGUCCUGGUGUCUCUACUGUUCUGAUGGUCGUUACUCUGUCUGGCACAAAAAUGAAAAAACAGACCUCAGCCCCUCCUCCUCCUCCUCCUCUUCAUCCUCGGUCUCUCACAGAGUAGGAGUGUACAUGGACCGUCCUGCUGGCACUGUGUCCUUUUACAGCAUCUCCCCUGACAAACAGAUCCACCUCCACACCCUCAACACCACGUUCACUGAACGUCCUGUUGCUGGAUUUGGAGUCUUGAAUCUUGGUUCAUCUGUGUCUCUGUUGUCUGUUUGAGGGAGAGUGUCCUCCUGUGGAGAGAAACAGGAAGGACUUCUGGUUAAUGUUUCCUAUAUACAUCAUACCAGCAAGGCCAUUUUGUUUUCAACAUUUGUAGGAACACAUGGGACAUAGUGACAUGAUGACAUGGUGACAUGAUGACAUGGUGACAUAGUGACAUAGUGACAUGGUGACAUGGUGACAUGAUGACAUAGUGACAUGGUGACAUAGUGACAUGGUGACAUGAUGACAUGGUGACAUGAUGACAUGGUGACAUGGUGACAUGAUGACAUAGUGACAUGGUGACAUGAUGACAUGGUGACAUGAUGACAUGGUGACAUAGUGACAUGAUGACAUAGUGACAUGGUGACAUGAUGACAUGGUGACAUGAUGACAUGGUGACAUGGUGACAUGAUGACAUAGUGACAUGGUGACAUAGUGACAUAGUGACAUGGUGACAUGAUGACAUGGUGACAUGAUGACAUAGUGACAUGGUGACAUGGUGACAUGAUGACAUAGUGACAUGGUGACAUGAUGACAUGGUGACAUGAUGACAUAGUGACAUGGUGACAUAGUGACAUAGUGACAUGAUGACAUAGUGACAUGAUGACAUGAUGACAUGGUGACAUGAUGACAUAGUGACAUGAUGACAUUUUUGACACACGUCCUUUUAACUUCUGUUUUACUAUUCUGUUCCAGUUUUCCCUGAAAUGUAGUUUCCAGUAUCAGUUCCUGCUGAAAUGUGUCUUUUUUAUCUUUUUUUGUUUCAAAUAAAAUUCUGAAAAAACAAAACAAAAAACAUUGUCAAACCCAAAAUGUUGUCCAUCAGAUGUCAUUGUAACAGCAUCAAGCUGCGUCUACCCUGGUGAGUAUGUAUGUCCCACAGCUUCUUCUGAGCAGUUUGAUGUGAGCAUCGUGGUGACCUGACAGUGGCCUAAAGACGUGUGGAGUUUGUUGUUACAGUGUAAAUUGGUAGGUAAAGCCCCAGAGGUUUGUGCAAGCCUGACUGUUGUUCAAAGUUUGCAUUAUGAAGUUGUGACAGUCACUGCUUUGUGGGCGCCUGAGGCAUACCGCCAGAAAUUUUGCACAUGUGAAAAAUCUGUCAGCCAAACUUAUGUAAUUGAUAUAUGGCUCUGAUAACAUUUGAAUCAAUCAGAAUCAGAUCUAACAGGAUGUGAGUGUUUCUGUGAAUAGACUCAGACUACAGGCUGCUGGAAACUUUAUAAUUCUUUACUGACCAAACCAACAUACAAUAACACUAUAUAAAGAAAGGACUGAUCAUGUGGAGGAUACAUGUAAACAAAGAAAAAACAAUCAAGACAAACAAUGAAAAGGUAAUAUCACAUCAAAAUACUGUUUCAUCCAUUCAUGUAGAAUUUGGCUGCAGGAAACUGUCGAAUUUUUGUCUCCGCCUUCUGCCU